Anopheles funestus (African malaria mosquito) is the source of this 903-nucleotide messenger RNA. It is a transcript of the gene mRpS7, whose product is annotated as 28S ribosomal protein S7, mitochondrial. The record is from RefSeq and is a predicted model, not a curated record. NCBI's taxonomy places the organism in Eukaryota, Metazoa, Arthropoda, Insecta, Diptera, Culicidae. Bases 147 to 842 code for a protein of 231 amino acids. The transcript has 2 exons. Gene Ontology annotation, molecular function: structural constituent of ribosome; mRNA binding; rRNA binding. Gene Ontology annotation, biological process: translation; ribosomal small subunit assembly. Gene Ontology annotation, cellular component: ribosome.
CGAGUUUUGACAUGACCCAUCUCGAUGUUUAUGUGCUGUCAAAGUGAACAACAAUUUUUUUUUGUGUGUUUCGGUACGCACCGUGCCGGGAAAAGUUAUGUUUUGCAUUUAAUUUUGCGCAAUUAUACAUCCAGUGGUCGUCCAUAAUGCUUCGCAGGAUAGUGUGCACCAUUGUGCAAAGGCAAAGUGCUGCUGGUGCUGCAGCACAAUGCAUCGUGCCGGUUGCACGAAUGUCCCAGUACGGACCACACUUUAUCGAGCCGAUUGUUAGUAAAGCGAAAAUCGAAGAACUACAAUCGACGGGCGAUCUGUCGAAAAUAUCACACGUACCGAUAAAGGCCGCCCUCAACAACCAGAACUGCUCCGUUUUUUACGAUCCGUUGGUCAGUCAGUUCACAAAUUAUGUAAUGAAACAGGGCAACAAACAGCUUGCCCGGGAGCUGGUAGAGAAAGGCUUCGAAAACAUCAAGCGACUACAGCUGGAACGGUACCAUUUGUCUGAAUCGGAAGAGGAAAAGGCACAGCUGGAACUAAACCCACGGAAAUUGCUCCACCUGGCAGUGGAGAAUUGUCGCCCCCUGUUGCAGCUGACACCGAUUAAGCGUGGUGGUGUGCGGUAUCAGGUACCGGUACCGAUUACGGAGAAACGAUCAUACUUUAUCGCGAUGAAGUGGUUGCUGGAAGCUAUUCGAGAAAAGGAACGCACGGUACACUUCCCGGAAAAAAUGGCAUGGGAAAUACUGGAUGCGGCUGCCAACCAGGGAAAGGUAGUGAAGCGAAAACACGAACUACAUCGUCAGUGUGAGGCUAACCGCGCCUAUGCGCAUUACCGUUGGAGCUAAAGUGCAUUGAACUAACUAAGUCAGAUUUAAAACGAAACCAAUAAAAAAUAACUUAAACGAA